This is a messenger RNA of Planococcus citri (citrus mealybug), 2626 nucleotides long. RefSeq names its product leucine-rich repeat-containing protein 59. Gene Ontology annotation, molecular function: protein binding. The transcript has 5 exons. The record is from RefSeq and is a predicted model, not a curated record. Bases 675 to 1649 code for a protein of 324 amino acids. Lineage: Eukaryota; Metazoa; Arthropoda; Insecta; Hemiptera; Pseudococcidae.
AAGGUCUCAAAGGUCGAAGCUUUUUUUGAAAAAAUCAAAAAACUCCAUAAACGACAGUAAUUUCCCGUAAUUACCCAACAAACACAUCGUAAAACACAUUCGUCAUUCCGUCUCGUUGUAAAUACCUCCGAUCCGAAACCAUUUCAACCAAUCAGCGAUCGAGUUCACACAACCAGACACGUUGUUGACACGAAGACCAUCCAAAACAGAAACGUGUUAUUGGUUGGAACUUUUUUACCCCCUGAUUACCUCUUCCAACCCUCCAUACCCUAAAUUUCACUAUCGUUUAUCUCGAUCGAUUGUCGAAAUCGAAAUUCCGAUUUUGGGAAAUUUUAUUAACUGCGUAAUUAAAAUUACUUCGAGUUUUCAUUUUCAACUUACAAGCUGAUUAAAUUAUCUUCACGAAGGCUAAUUUUAGGCUGAAACUUGGUUAAUUGAAAUAAAAACCUACGAAACACCUUAAUCGAUAUGUUGACCUCGCGGAUGUAAUUUCCAAUUUCUAUCGAAAUCACAUCGCUAAAUCGCUACGUUUCAGAUUUUGUGUUUAUCUAGGAGAGUGUGUGUGUGGAUUUGUCGGUAUAAUCUAUCGAGUAUUAACCGUUAAUUUUGGCCGAAAUAUAAUUCAUUCUGUUCGAAAUAAUAGUAUUUGAUAAUCGUACUUAAAAGUAUUAAAAAUGGUUGCUAAUUUGAAAGACAGAAUAAAGAACGGAGAGCUGAACCUCAGUUCGUGCGGAUUGAAAGAAAUACCUCUAAAAGAAAUCGCUGGUUUGAAACAUGUCAUUUCGUUAAAUCUAUCUAACAACAAAAUAGCCUCGAUUCCGAAAGGACUAGGCACAGUAACACACCUACAAAGAAUAGACCUAAGUAAAAAUCAAAUCAAAGGAUUACCCGAUGGUAUUGGUAAUUUAACUAAUUUAAAAUACUUUAACUUGAGUAAAAACCAAUUAGCCACGUUACCGGCUACGUUCGGAAAUUUGAGAAGUCUCAAGCAUUUAGAUGUAAGCAAUAAUCCAUUGGCGCAAAAGUUUUCCGAAUUAGUAGGCCCUUGUCAGACCGAAAGCCAGUGCCAACAAGCUGCCAAAAACAUUUUGAAAGCUUUAUCAUCCCAAUCUGAUACUGACAAAAAGAAGAAACAAAAAGAAGCAGAGCAAGAAUCAAAGAAGAAGAAAAAUGACAAAAAAGCUCAAAAUGGAGGUAUCGCCACACAAACCAAACAAAAAGAUCGUAAACAGAAGAAACCGAGCAAAGGAUUCUUUGGAAAACUGGUCGACUGGAUUUCGUUCAUGUUCAAAGUCAAUCUAUUCAUCGUUUUCGUCACGAUCGCCGCCUUAUACACCCUGUCAUUCGUGAACGAACCGUACUACAGAUCGCUGAAAUCGCAGGCGUAUCCGGUAUUCCAUUCGGCGUUGACUCGAGUCUUGAGCGAAGACUCGACCGUCAAAGUCGAGGCAAUCUUGAAGCAGACGGAGACCACGGUCAACACUACGGUCAUCACCGGAGCUAAAUUCGUAUCGGCUCAAUCGCAAAGGUUCUACACCUACGUGACCACCGACCCGACCAUCCAACGUUACAUCUCCAGCGCCAAAACAUCCAUCAACGAUUUAUACAAUAAAAUAAAAAGCGCCGGAGGCGGCGAACAAAAAUCCUGAGGUUGGAUCGCGUUAAUCAUAUUAUGGGUUUUUGAAAAAUGUUAAAACGUGAGGCGAUUCCAGUCUGUAUUUACCUCCCCCCCUCUCUCUAUUUACUUUUUUCGCCUCGUUGAAAUUCUCAUUCGGUAAUUCACUCUCCUUAUACGUAUAUUGUCUAAUUUUUUUGUGAUAAUGAUUGUUAUUAUGUAUGUAGAAAAUUUCAUCGAGCGGUACUUUUUAGCCCUUCUUUUUAUUUAAUAUAAUUUGCCAGCGUUUUUAAUCAUCAUCCUUCUGUAUCUCUAUGUAUAUAGAAGUAAAAAAUAAUCUAAUUUUUCACCGCGUGUUGAAAACCGUGUACAUUUUUUUUUCACCUAUCGAUUUAAAAAAAAAACAAAAAACAUUUUAAAAUACUAUAAAACAUUUCGGAAAAUCAAGUUUUUAUUCUUAAUUUCUCUCGUUAAGCUUUUUUCAAGUACGCUGUAAGAUUAAUUGUAACGCUUAAUUUAUAAUUUAUUAUUAAUUUUUAAACGAAUGAAAGGAAAUUAUCUAAAAAAAUGUGAAUUUUGUGAUUUAAUAAAAUCAUGUUAUCUUGUUACGAAGUGUGUUUUUUUUUCUUCUUGUCGAAAGUGCAUUCCGAUUUGUUAUAAAGUUACGAGUUUCUAUUUUAGCUUGUAUAGUAUUUUCCCCCUCCCCUCAUACCAUCUGUUUCCACCGUAUUAUGAUUUUACCUUUUCUUGUUUUGGCCCGAUUUAUAGUAUUUUAUACGAUAUGCAUUAAUUAUUUUUUCGUUAUAAUAUCAUAAUAGGUUAUUUAUUUUUUUGUGUAUACAAAUACGGUCGAUUCGUGUGUUAUAAAGAGUGUUUCGAAUUUCGAUGAUGUUAUAAUACGGUGUUCUUAAAAAUCAUACACAUAUACAAUAUUCAGUUGAAAAUUAUUGUAGUUGUAUUCUUUUUUUUUUGUAAAAUUUAAUUUUUUUUUAAUAUAACUGUUGCCCGAAA